GAAAAAGAACAUAUAUUUGUGAUAAUUAAAAUACAACAGGGAACACUUUUAAAAUAAAUCAAAGGUGAUCGGAGUGUGAAUUUAAAAAAUAUCAUGUUUUUGCUGUUCUUUCCUGAGCCAAAAUAUUUCAACUUUUGGCUUUUAGUAAGCUUAAAAGGAAAGUACCAGAACAUCCCAACAGGAAGGAGAUUUUUGAGGCCAGGCAUUGAUUUUAUUAUGGCUUGUGUGGAGUAAAAUCCAUUUCCAAGAAACAGAAAUGUUAAAUUCUGUUGAGCUAACCUAUAAAUGUUAUUUCUGUUUCUGCAGAAGCCUUUGAACCUGUUGCUUCAGAGUAAUGUAAAAGUGAAGCGCAAACAUUAUUUUUAAAAUAAAAUACAAAAAAUUGAUUACCACAAAUACAUAUAUAAUUAAUAAAAAAGUAAAGUUUAAAUUGAAUCAAAUAUUGGCACCAGGCUGCACACAGUUUAUAUUUUGCAGAAACUGCCCCUUCUUAAACCAGCCUCUAGUGGUCAUUUGAGGAACUGCAGAAUUUAAGAAUAGAAUGUUAAAAAUGACUUUUACUCAUUAUCAGGGGGGCGUGUAAAAAAAAAUUGUGGAGGAGAAGACUUACAGCUUCAACUUUGUGAAGGAAUUCCUCAAAAAUAAGAAAAAAUGUGCAUGUGCAAGAAAAAUCCCUAUAUUUAAAUCUGUCACACAGUUAUAUGAAGCCUCACUUCUACACUCGAUGACCUGCAAAUUUAGCUCAGUUAAAAUCCCGCCCAAGUAUUAUAAUUGGACCCCUUCCAUGAAAUUAUGUUUGAAAUCCUUUCAUUUGCCGGAAAUUGGCUGUAAAAAGAAAAUCGGAGAAAUACAUAUAUAUAUAAAUGUAAUGGUUUUGAUGGAGAGUUGGGACAAAAGAGGUGAUCAGAGCAGAUAGAAUGGGAUGAGAUGUCUCAGCCCUGGAGGCAUGUGUGCAGACUUCACCCCUCAGUCACUGCGAUGUUCCAGUACCUGCUGUAGCCUCAGGUGAAAAACAGUACAGUAAUGAUGUGGCAGAUACAGUUUAGUAUGAAAAAAUCCCAAAAAGAGUUUCCCAGCCCUCACGACCUCUGACCAAAGAUAAGUUAAGACGUACGCUGAGUUAGUUCUUCUUAUUUGCAUGCACGAGAGGCCUGGAAACAGCGGAGCGGCGGCUUAACCUUCGAUGGCCGUGAAUCUGCCUCUGCUCCAGAGGUCUUUUGUCCAUGUGUCUCUAUUAUGCUGCUGGUCACGGCUCUGCCCCCGCUCAUAUGGGAGAUAUCUGUAGAAUAAUUCUACCUGUCUGUUCACAUCUCCUCCUCUCUCCUUCUCCACCGCCCCCCCGCGCUCAGCCUGACCUUUCUGCAUUCCUCUCCAGCUGACCUUGGUGUCCCUUCUGUUUCCCCCACCUCAAACUAACCGUCGGAGUCUCCUCUAACCAGCCCCUCGUUUCCACCUCCCACUGACUGCCUCUGUCCUCUGGUUACGCCCACUGGAUAAUUUAGUUCUCCUCCUUCUUGCUCUCUGCAGCCGUACAUACUCUGCUUUUUAAUUAGAAGGACUCGCAUAGCUCCCCCUCUCUGCACUCCUUCAUCCCCCCGCCUCCCUUUUUUUUUUUUUUUUUUUUGCUUACAAGGAUACAGCGGCUUGCAUGGCAACGGGGAGAGGAGGUCAUGAUGGAGAGAUGCGGGGAAAAAGCGGGAGAGAGGAAAAGGGAACAAGGCAGGGAGAGCUGAAAGGAGCAUCUGAGAGGAUAACUGUCUGUUUGCUCACUCUUGUCUUCGUGCUCCCCCUCCUGUCCUUCUACUUCCACUCACAGCACAAGCGCACAGACAACUAGGUAGGCACAGCGGAGCGUGGAGAUGGCAAAAAAAACGAGAGGUUCCCACGUGAAAGGCAUGAAUCCACAGGAGGAGAGGAGGGCGAGAUAGAGGAAAACACCAACCAGAGGAAAAAGAAAAAAAAAGAAAGAGUUGAAGCAGGAGAGGAGCAGAUGGGCUCUGGAGAGGAAGCGGUGUGAGGCUCACCGAGCGGCAGUGACACAGAGAGGAGAGGUGGGGGAUAAAAAAGCAAACAUGAGGGAUGGAAGAAUGGGAGGAAGCAACGUGAAGGAAUAGCAGAGAAGAGGAGCAGAGAAGAGCGCUUGUGGGAGAAGGAGACAAGACAGAGGGCAAUAGGAAGAGAACGAUGUGGUACGUGUGACUCAGUUCUGUCCUGAUAGAAGAUCUUCGCAGCAGCUUUUACUCAGCAUCACCAUAGAGAUAGAGAAGUGAAGAAUGACAGAGCCGAGGACACAAGUGCUUUUAUCCUGCACAUUAAAAGUGACAAUUUAGCGUUUUACUUACGUAAUUGCGUGCACUUUGCACGUGCAUGCUUGCAUUUUGUUGAUGCGUUUGGCAGGAGCCCACGCCGUCUUCAGCCAUGAGAGUAUGUGUCACUGAGAGGAGCGCCGACAAAAGAAACAGAGACAAAGUACUCAAAUCUAAACGGAGAGAGCGCAGACCGAAAGAAAAGUUCCAAAUACAGAAGAAGAGCCUAUCACGAUGACGCACUCAAGAUCGUCGCUAUACUUAAGGCCACACGAUCUCCUGAGGGCGCGGGGGUCGAAGGGUGUGGAAGAAUAGAAGUUGAUGAACUAAAAGAUGGGCACGUGGAAAACCCAAACUGUAUUUAGCUUUUCUGGCCUCGUUAAAAGUUUAAGUCUCGUGGGUGUUGGGGAAAACUGGUUUUAAGAGAUGAAAGUGCACAUUUUUAAGAGGCACGGAAAGUGUGGACAUAAAGAUUUUAAGACCAUCUAAUGCUGCAUACAUUUAUUUUUGUACAAGUUAAGCUGAAGACCCGAAAUUCCUGCAGAAGUUAUCUAAUUUGUACAGUUUGUGAUGCUCUCAGAUGGAUUGAUAUAUUCUUUGACCUGUGCAUACUGUUAAUCCUGAUGGAGGACAUUAGUGACUCUAAAUGACUGUGAAAAAUAUGUUAGAUGGAUUUCUUUUAAUUGUUUAAUCUAUCAUAUUUUUAAAAGUGGAAAGUUAUGGAGAGAUGACUUUCCUUACUGAUGAACUAGCAAAACAUCAGUAAUCGGCCUGAAGACUCUGUGGAUGUUGGGGGAAAGUAAGAAACUGGAGACAUGGUGAGCAAAGAGCCUAACCACAUGCUUACAGGCCACACCAAUGGCAAGAGCACUUUGGCAGACAAGCUGCCGGGGACAAUGACCGUGCGCUCUGUGCUCCUAAACCGAGACUCUCCGGAUAUUGAGAGCCGCCUAAAACGGCGCCGUAACCGUACCCAUCAGGUUCGCUUCAAAGACCUGGAGGACGGCAGCAGUAGCAGCGGAAACAGUGCCACAGGGGACAAUAAUGGUCAUCAAAGGCCUGCCACAGACUGUGAUAGCCCGCAUCCUCUGCGCAAACACGGCAGCAGGACACCUCCGCCGUGGUCCGACCACCUGCGGACGGGGGAUCAACCCGCGCAGAGCUCUGUGGUGGGCGCUGUGCGUGGGGACAUGGCGAGCACAUUAGAAGUGGUUGCAGCCUUUUUAGCGCGAGCUCCUCCUCACCCGUUAACGCCUGGUCCUACCCGUCGAUGCUGGGCACCGCCGCAGACUAACUCUCUGACUUUGCCAAUGACGCGUAAGCCCGGUUCGAGCACCAGCACAGCCAUUCAGACAUCCCCAUGCCUGAAAAAGCCCCCGUCUAUCUCUUCCACCCACACUCGUAGCCAAAGCAUUGGGGACUCAGUCGGCGUUGAUGGGGAUGACGAACACGACUCUCAAGAUGAGUACCUCACGCACAACCAUGUGUUACUGCCUGGGUCCAAAGAACAGAGCAGACCUGCAGGAAGUGGGGAUCGGACUGCUAUAGAACGAAGGUCCAAAGUAUCAAGGACAGAGAGUAAGUCAGCAGUUGGGGUGGUAAAAACCUCAAGACACAGCUGCCCACCUUCAGUCCUUCAUUGCACUGAGCCACGCCACUCUGCCUCUGCGUCCAGUCGAGACAGCGGGAAGCGUCAGGGGAGCAGCACUCCGUCUGUGGUCAGGAGGAGAAAGCGACUGAGUCGGACAACGAGCGAUCCCGGCAAAGAAGUUCACUACUGCACCACUCCCACUCAGACUGAAAGCCCCAGUCCAUCCCCUUUGCCUUCAACCAUCAAACUCUGCACCACUCAAGUUCAAACUGAAAGCCCCUCCUCACCUUCAGACUCGAAACGCUGCACCACUCCAAGUCAAACUGAGAAUCACCAACUGCCUCCACCUCCAAAUGACAAAAAACACACAGCCCAGCUUCAAACUACCAGUUCUUCUUCAGCAACACCUCCAAACACUGACCAACAUCCCACUCAGACACAAGUAAGAUCUGCCAGCGCCCCCCCUCUGGAUCCUAAACCAUCCUCACCGCAGAAACAACCUUGCAAUUCCCUUCCUACUCCUCAGCUAACAGUACCGUCGAGUUCGGUACAAAUUCAGUCUGACAGCCAUGUUUCUACACCAGUGACUCAAACCCCUCCCAUUACACAUGUUACGACUGUGCCUUAUUGUGCUUCUUCCUCACCUUCAAGUGCAAAAAUACAAACUCCUGAAGACUGCACAAAGCCACCUUGCUCCUCUCCUUCCAAAUCAGCUUGCAACCCUUCUGCAUCCAAUACCCAACCCAUUCCUUCCUCCAUCGCUACUGUUCCCCAACAGCCCGUACCCUAUUAUACCAUCGUGUCGCCACCAAUCCCCUCAACAGCUGUCGUCUGCACGAACAUUUCAUCAAACCCACCCACAGGCCCCAUGAGAACCUGUACCUCUGCUAUAUCAAACCUAAAGUCUCCGUCUCCUUUAACCCUGUCUGCCCCUACCCCAAUUAUAACUCCCGUUGCCCCUCCUUGUGAUCCCACCAAAUAUUCCACAAGCGUAGCAGAUCAGCCACCGUCACAUUCCACACCUCCAACAAACCUUACACCCUGCACAUUCGUGACUCAAACUGCCCUGUCUUGCACAUCGAUAUCAUAUUACACCACCACCCAUCCAUCUGGUCCCUAUGCAUCUCCAAUCAACCCAACAUCCUCCUCGUAUGCUACAGUCAUACAAACUGUAUCUCACUGCAACAUUCCGUGCCAGACUCUACAGAACAACCCCUCUGCUGGGGUUAGCACUGGCCUGACCCCCUACUCCUCCCCGGUCCCCAAACUAAAAUGCACCUCUCCACCUCCCCUCGUGAAGACCUAUGUGUCCACCCUACAGAAUGCUUGUGCUACUCCAACAAAAGCGGUUCCUUUGUACUCCUCUACGUUUCGUGCUGCGCCACCAUACACACCGCCAUCUCAGGCUCCUCGUGCUCAGGACAAGAGGGGCAUUCGACUUCCACCUCCACCUCCACCACCUCCACCCUACACACCAAGAAAAACCGGAAAUGAGCCAUCGGGUACCGCAGUCCGAACACCGAUGCUCAAGGCAGAGAGCAAGGCCAGUGACAAGGACAAAGAGGGGGAAAAUAAGAAAAAGGAGGAUGUGAAAUGUACAAACUCACCAAAGCUUUGUGAGAGAGCCAGCUCUCUGAAGCACAGAGCUCAAACUCCGCCAGUUGCUGUGAUGAAGGGAGAGAGGCGCUCCUCUUCUUCCUCUCCUGCCAAGGCCUGUUUUAAGUCCAGCUGUCUAAGCUCAGCCCAAGCUCAGCUUGGGGUACUACACAAAAUGCUCUGCUCAGGAGCCAACACCAGGCCCAACACACCCAACAGCCAACACACUCUCCCCUCAAACCAGCAGGGCUGUUCCGGAGCCAGGGGCUGCUCUGUCUCCAGGGAGCGGCCCACAGCCGGGCCCUUGAGUCCGACUCAAGCCGACACUCUAAAACAGGUCCAGGAGAUUCUUGGGGGCUUGAUGUCAGGGGCCAGGUGUAAACUUGACCCAUCAAGAGUGACAGAAAAGCUGCUGAGCCCCAACGGACCCCUGCACGACAUACGUAGCUUGCAAAACCAGCUUCAAAGCCUAGAAGGCGUCCUGGAGACCAGCCAGAACACAAUUAAGGUCCUGCUGGAUGUUAUUCAAGACCUUGAAAAGAAGGAAGCAGAGAGAGAUGGAAGACAUUCAUACAGGACCGGACAGGACAUUGAGAACUGUGGGACCUGCAGGGACUGCGCCUGCAUCAUCUACAGUGUUGAGCACGACUUUCGUCUGCAGGAGGGCCAGGUGGUGCGUACGUGGAAGGUGGGGGACCCUCCAGAGGGUUCACCGCAGACCGCCACUCCCCCGCCCUCAACGCCUCACCAUCAAGAGUCCCCACAAACUGUACAACCCCCAGUCCCCUCCAAGAAGAACCGGAAGAAGUGCUUCUGGUUUCUCUGAGCACCGCCACCUGAGGACCUUUCAUGCACUUUUUUUCACCGUUCUUUAGGAAUACGGCAAACACUCGAUGAUGGAGAUUUGCUGGACAGACAAAAAUACUGGAGGAUGAAAACAGAACACGAAGCUGCCGGCGGGGAGAGAGCCACAACGAUUGUGAUUCAUCUGCCUCUGCCGGAGCUGCUGAAAGCGGCUUGGCUGGACCACACAUGUUGCUGUUGUUUUAAAUGCUUCUUCAGCACUUACUGAUUUUACACUGGUGCAGGGAAAACAAAAAAAAAAUGCUGAGGUCAAACAAAAGCAGAAUUUCAGUCCACAACACGACUCACAGAUAAAAAGCAAUUAUUAGAUAUAGAGAGAAUUUGGACUGUCGGGGGGCUCAGAGCAUGAGGCGCCGCAGCAGAUAGGAUUGAACAUAUUUAUAGAAGAUUAAAUUAAUGGAAUUUAUGCUACAAGAGAGAACAGAGAAGAAUUUAUCUCCAUUAAUGGACUAAUGAGGGUCACAACACCAGCUUUUCUAUUGAAAGACAUUUCAAAAAGAAUUAUUAAGACCCAUAUUUAAAACUUUUCAUGAACUGAAAUGCUACUUGUGUUCAUGCGGCACACAGAAAACCCACAUGGUGAAUGGAGAUCUGUACAUAUCAGAGGUAUUCUGCUUGGAUGCUUUGUUUCAGAUAUGAAUUAAUGCUCUAUAAAAAUAUUUUACCACAGA
Molecule: messenger RNA, 7028 nt
Organism: Oryzias melastigma (Indian medaka)
Lineage: Eukaryota; Metazoa; Chordata; Actinopteri; Beloniformes; Adrianichthyidae
Product: mucin-17
Exons: 4
Coding region: 3122-6319 (1065 amino acids)
Biological process (GO): inhibitory postsynaptic potential
Cellular component (GO): postsynaptic density
Source: RefSeq, a predicted model, not a curated record